Molecule: messenger RNA, 2652 nt
Organism: Sitophilus oryzae (rice weevil)
Lineage: Eukaryota; Metazoa; Arthropoda; Insecta; Coleoptera; Curculionidae
Product: PAX3- and PAX7-binding protein 1
Exons: 6
Coding region: 143-2629 (828 amino acids)
Biological process (GO): mRNA splicing, via spliceosome
Cellular component (GO): nucleus
Molecular function (GO): DNA binding
Source: RefSeq, a predicted model, not a curated record
GAUAAAAAAUCGUCUUCUUUCGUGAAUCGCACAUCGCACAUACAUUCAACAACAUUCAAUACAUUCCUAGGAUGAUGCUAAGAUGUUUCUAGGUUUGCUUGGUAAAUGAUCUGCUCGUGGAUCCUACUCCUGUUUUUUAAGAAUGAGUGAUAGAAAUGUUAUUAUUGCGGCCGCAGCGGUCAUAUUAAUGGGUUGUGCAUUAUUAUUAAAAGAAAGAGAAAAGAAAAAACGCAAAAGGCUUAUCAGAAGACGUUUGUUUACAAACAAAAGCAGAGAACGGAAACCGAAAAAGAAUCUCAUACAAAGAAGAGUAUUUACAGAAAACGAUGAUGAAGAUGAAUCUGAACCUAUGGAUUACCAAGAACUUCCACAAUUCGAAAGGAAAUCAAAGAAGAAAGAAAAAGAGAAAAAGCCACCCCAAACAUUAUUGAGUUUUGAAACUGAAGAAGAAGGAGAAGUAUUCCAGAUUAAAAAAUCUUCACAUAAUAAAAAGGUUAUGCGAAUGUUUGAAAAAGAGAAAAAGAAGAAGGACAAGGAAAAAGUUGAGAAAGAAGAAUAUAAACCUAAAGAAAAAACUGAAGUAGUUACAGAUGAUAUAAUUCUUGUUGUUAAUCCUAGCCACAAGAGACCACCUACUCCUCCACCUCCAAUAUUGAGUGGAAGAGAUGCAUUAUGUGCAGGCAAGAAUGACUUAUCUUCCGAUGAGGAAGAUUCUGCUUCAACAGUUCAUAGGUUUUCAAAACCAGAUAAUGUAAGAAGAGUUUUGGAAGCAGGAGCAAUACCAGAUGCAGCCAUGAUUCAUGCUGCUAGAAAGAAAAGACAAAAGGCUAGAGAAAUGGGAGACUUUAUAUCUGUUGAAGAUGAAGAACCUGAAGAUACAGGGCGCUUGGUAAGAGAUGAUGAUAAUGAGCAUAGUGAUGAUGAAAGAAUUGAUAUGGACGUUAAUCUAGCUAGACGAGAUAAAGAAAGAAGGAGAGAACAAUUUUUAGCAGCACAAGAUUCAGAUCAUGAACUUGAUGAAUGGGAAGAUCAACAAAUUAGAAAAGGAGUUACAGGUGCAUCAAUGACAGCAGCACAAGAGCUUAUGAAUGAGUACCAAACAGAACUACAAGUUCAGAGUCUUUCUUUAUCGAAACAACAAGUCCCCAUAAUUGACCCUGAAGUUCCAAGAACACCUGAAAUGAUAGCAGAAAAGUUGAGAGAACAUUUUAAGGAAGUCUGUAACUCUAGAGAACAGAAUUUGGUGAAAUUAAAAAAAGUUCAAGAUGACAUAGAUGAAGCCAAUGAAGAAUUAGAGGAUUUAAAAAUAAAAGCUCCAGAAGCAGCAGAAAAAUUCAGGUUUUAUCAAGAAUUAAGAGGAUAUAUUACAGAUUUAGUUGAAUGCUUAGAUGAAAAAAUUAGUGCUAUUACUGUAUUAGAACAAAGAGCAAUGGAUCUAAUGGCAUCUAAAUCUAAAUGGUUAAUUGAAAGGAGAAGACAAGAUGUUAGGGAUCAAACAGAAGAAGCAACUGGUAAAGCAUUAUUAAAAAAAGGUCCAGAAGAUGAAGAAAAAGUCAGAAGAGCUGCUGAAAGAGAGGGCAGAAGAACAAGACGCCGACGAGCCAGGGAAUUGCCAAAUACACAGAAUAUUGCAAAGCAUGUGGAGGGAAUGUCAAGCGAUGAAGAAAUGUCUCAACAAGAUUUACUCUUCUUUGAUAAAGAGAAACAAGAAAUCGAUCAAGAAUUACAAGAAAUUUUUGAAGAUGUUGUCGAGGACUAUUCUUCAACAGCUAGUAUUCUUAUUAGGUUUGAACACUGGAGAACAAAAGAUAUGUCUGCGUAUAAUGAAGCUUAUGCCACUUUGUGUUUACCAAAAGUAGUAAGCCCUCUGAUAAGACUUAACUUAAUUUUUUGGGAUCCUUUAAAUGAAACUAAAGACAUUGAAAAAACUGAGUGGUACAGAACCUUGGCACUUUAUGGACUGCACGAUGAUGAAUCUGAAAAAAGUCUAUCUAAAGAUCCAGAUAUAAACUUGUUACCAACUGUAAUUGAGAAAGUAUUAUUACCAAAAUUAACACAGUUAGUUGACAAAUGUUGGGACCCUGUUUCAAGUUCACAAACUUUAAGGUUAGUUGGUAUGGUGGGUAGAUAUAUUAGGAAAUAUCCCACUCUUGGACCAAGCAGUAAAAGUUUGACUAACCUUUUUAAUGCUAUUCUGCAUAAAAUGCAGGUGGCUUUAGAAAAUGAUGUUUAUAUUCCAAUUACUCCCAAAUUAGCCGACAGUAAGAACCAAUUCUUUCAAAGACAGUUUGCAAGUGGUUUAAAAUUAUUAAAAAAUAUCACUAGCUGGCAAGGCAUCAUUAAUGAUAACAAAUUGAAAGAAUUAGCUUUAAACGCAUUACUAAACAGAUAUUUAUUAAGUGCAUUAAAAUUUUGUGUAUUGACCGAUGCGGUUCAAAAAGUUAGACUGAUUAGUCAAGUUGUACCUAGAAUUUGGUUGCAGGAAAGUACUCCAGAAUUUACAAUGUUUAGUACCUCUGUAAAUAAUUUGUAUCAACAACUAGAUAAGAAUAAUCCCUUACAUUUAGAAUCUAUAGAUAUUUUAAAUGGUAUAAUUAAAACAUUGCGAUCUGUAACUAAUAAUCAUUAAGGCAAUAAAUUAUUUUAACAAAU